Molecule: messenger RNA, 1159 nt
Organism: Boleophthalmus pectinirostris (great blue-spotted mudskipper)
Lineage: Eukaryota; Metazoa; Chordata; Actinopteri; Gobiiformes; Gobiidae
Product: pepsin A-like
Exons: 9
Coding region: 23-1159 (378 amino acids)
Biological process (GO): proteolysis
Molecular function (GO): aspartic-type endopeptidase activity
Source: RefSeq, a predicted model, not a curated record
AACAUUGAAGUCUCCCAACACGAUGAAGUGCCUAGGGAUCGUCCUCCUGGCCCUCGUGGCUCUUUCCGAAUGCCUCCACAGAAUGCCACUGAUAAAGGGGAAGACUGCCCGUGAGCGUCUGAUGGAGAAGGGUAAAUGGGAUGAAUACAGGCGAAAGCAUCCGUACAACCCAAUGGUCAAGUUCCUGCUAACUGGAGUUGAGUCAAUGACCAAUGAUGCAGAUCUGUCCUACUACGGUGUUGUCUCCAUCGGCACCCCGCCCCAGUCCUUCAUCGUUAUCUUUGACACUGGCUCCUCCAAUCUGUGGGUCCCAUCUAUUUAUUGCACCACCAGCAAAGCCUGCCUGAAUCACAACCUAUUCAACCCCUCUCUGUCGUCCACCUUCGUUUGGGGAAGCCAGUCUCUGUCCAUCCAGUACGGCACUGGGAGUAUGACUGGAUAUUUGGGCAGCGAUGUGGUUGAGGUUGGCGGCAUCACCGUGAGUAAUCAGGUGUUUGGGCUGAGUCACACUGAGGCAGAGUUUAUGGCUGAGAUGACUGCAGACGGUAUCCUGGGCCUGGCCUUCCAGUCCAUUGCCGCCGACAAUGUGGUGCCGGUGUUCAAGAACAUGGUGGCACAGGGUCUGCUGGGACAGCCUCUGUUCUCUGUCUAUCUGAGCAGCAAUGACCAGAAGGGCAGUGAGGUGAUCUUUGGAGGAAUUGAUGUCAGCUACUACACUGGGUCAAUCUACUGGAUCCCCCUGAGCUCUGCUACUUACUGGCAGAUUAACAUGGACAGUGUGACCAUUAAUGGACAAAUUGUAGCCUGUGCCGGGGGCUGCCAGGCCAUCAUCGACACUGGCACCUCCCUCAUCGUCGGACCAAACACAGACAUCAACAACAUCAACUCCUGGCUCGGAGCAUCACUCAACCAGUAUGGAGAGGCUGUGGUGAACUGCCAGAACAUCCAGAGCUUGCCUGAUGUUACUUUCACUCUGAAUGGAAUCUCCUUCUCUGUCCCCGCCUCUGGCUACAUCACUCAAAGCUACAGUAGCUGCUACACUGGUUUUGGUCAAGGCGGAACUGAACCACUCUGGAUCCUGGGAGAUGUCUUCAUCAGGGAAUACUACGCCAUCUUUGACAUCCAGAACCAGUACAUUGGAUUGGCCCAGGCUGUGUAA